CCAUCUACAAAUUUUCUCUGGUUUUCUUGACAAAGAAUAGGAUAGAGAAAGAGAGACUCUUCUUAUUCUUAUUAUGAUCUAUCUCUCUCUUCUUUAGUUUUCCAGGAAAAUCUCUUUCCCCUGGCAGUUAUAUAGAUCUGUGUUCAUACCUACCUCUUACUCAACAACUCAUUACACACACUGUCCCAAAACACAGUUGCUAUCUCUUUUCAGAUUUCAUUGUUCAUAUAGAAGAACCUUUAAAACAUGUCUUUUUAGUACAUUCUUUGGUUCAAGUACUCAGAUCAAAAGUAAUCAUUUUUUAUUUAUCUAUCUCCAUUUCUGUGUUUCCACAAACAUUCCCUUACAAAAAGUUUCACUCUCUCUCUCUCUCUCUCUCUCUCUCUCUCUCUCUCUCUCUCUCUCUCUCUCUCUCUCUCUCUCUCUCUCUCUCUCUCCUAAAGACAUGAACUGUCUGUUUUUGUGCAAAUCAAAGAAACCCAAACCCAGAGACCAACAAAAAGACAAAAGAAAAGGAAAAGAAAUAGCGCAAAACUCAGCUCCUGAACUGAGGAACCAGAGCGAGACGUCGUCGUUUAAUCUCCAGACGCCGAGAUCUCUGCCUUCUCCUCGAAGUAUCAGAGACUUGUACACAGAGAGAGAAAAGAAUCUUAGGGUUUUCACUUACCAAGAACUCAGUGAAGCCACUUACGGGUUUAACAGAAAGCUUAAGAUCGGCGAAGGUGGAUUCGGUAGUGUUUAUAAAGGAAAGAUUCCGACCACAAAAGACUCUGAUUCUUCUUCUCCACUUGUCGUGGCCAUCAAGAAACUCAAUCGUCAAGGAUUACAGGGUCACAAGCAAUGGCUAGCAGAGGUUCAGUUUCUAGGAAUAGUGAAUCAUCAGAACGUUGUGAAGCUCUUAGGUUAUUGCUCAGAAGACGGAGAGACUGGGAUCGAGAGGCUUUUGGUUUACGAGUUCAUGUCGAAUCGAAGCUUAGAGGAUCAUCUCUUCACUCGUGGAUCACGUGUAUUACCGUGGAAACAAAGGCUUGAGAUCAUGCUUGGUGCAGCCGAAGGAUUGGCUUAUUUACAUGAAGUUAAGGUGAUAUACAGAGACUUCAAAACCUCUAAUGUGCUCUUAAAUGAUGAAUUUUGUCCGAAAUUAUCGGACUUUGGGCUUGCAAGAGAAGGACCUCAAGGAGACAAUACUCACGUCACAACUGCAAGAGUUGGAACACAAGGCUAUGCAGCUCCUGAAUACGUGCAAACCGGCCAUCUACGGUUAAAGAGCGAUGUAUAUAGCUUUGGUGUUGUGCUCUACGAGAUCAUAACCGGACGCCGAACCACUGAGAGGAACAAGCCAGCAGCUGAAAGAAAGCUACUAGAUUGGGUGAAAGAAUAUCCUGCUGACAGUCAACGCUUCAGCAUGAUCGUUGACCCUCGGCUACGCAACAAUUAUCCAACUGCUGGAGCUAGGAGUUUGGCUAAACUUGCUGAUCUUUGUUUGAAAAAGAACGAUAAAGAUCGACCCGCGAUGGAGACUGUAGUGGAAAGAUUGAAGAAGAUUAUCGAAGAAUCCGAUGGUGGAGAGUGUUCAGUGGCUGCGAGUAAGGAAAGUACAGGUCAGGUAAGAAGCAAGAGUCGAGCCGGUGGACCUGUGAAGGGGAGUUUGAGAGGAGGAGUUAGUGUUAGAGGAUGAGUUUUGAGUUCAGAAGACUUUUUGUGCAGGUAUAGUAAAUAGAGAAUAAGUAAGUGUUGUGGUUUAUGCUUUAAUGUGGGAUGAGUAGAAGAAAAAAAAUCAGUAAGCUUAUUUUGUGUUUACAAAUGAGAUUUAAUACAGUGAAUGGCAGAGAAGAGUAUGUAUGUUUUUGCUGUUAACGUUGUAUGCGAUUGCGAUAGACAUGACAAUUCGAUAGUCAACGUUUUGAGCUUCGA
Molecule: messenger RNA, 1914 nt
Organism: Raphanus sativus (radish)
Lineage: Eukaryota; Viridiplantae; Streptophyta; Magnoliopsida; Brassicales; Brassicaceae
Product: probable serine/threonine-protein kinase PBL19
Exons: 4
Coding region: 446-1678 (410 amino acids)
Biological process (GO): protein phosphorylation
Molecular function (GO): protein kinase activity; ATP binding
Source: RefSeq, a predicted model, not a curated record